Messenger RNA from Schizosaccharomyces octosporus yFS286, 3125 nucleotides. Its product is annotated as zinc finger protein zas1. The transcript is spliced from 3 exons. NCBI's taxonomy places the organism in Eukaryota, Fungi, Ascomycota, Schizosaccharomycetes, Schizosaccharomycetales, Schizosaccharomycetaceae. The coding region runs from base 834 to 1337 and encodes 167 amino acids. The record is from RefSeq and is a predicted model, not a curated record.
AAAAUUUUUUAGUUGAAACAUUUCCUAAUUGCUAGGUUUUGAAUGAAAUUUAUUUCAUUCAUGAAGAAUCUAAAAAGAGUAGAAAAGCUAUCUUGAUAGAAGCCGGUGGUUGAUUAAUUACUAACCGCUCCCGUUUUUUUAUUUUCCUUUAAACACUAUACUUUUCGUUCGUUAAUGUUUCACAGACUAUAGAAUACCUUUUUUAGUUCUCUCUUUAGAUAAAACGUGGCGAAAAAUUGAUUGAUAAGGAAUUGACUCGUCAUUCCCUACUGUACAGGUUCAUUGACUUCAAAUCUAAAUUUUUUUGGAUCAACCUUGGUCCUUACCUUUUUGCAUAACAAAUGAACUUGUUGCUUUAGAUGAAUGGAAGCCUCUUCUUCUUUUUUUUUUAGGAUUCUCCUAUAAUUUUUACAAACGAGAUAAGUCGCUUCUAUGAAGGCAAAAAAGAGAUGUGCAUACCAAGAAGAGGAUGUUCGUUAUUCAUGUGAUUAUAACUGCUGUUAUAAUUCGUUUAGCAGAAAAGAACAUGCAAGAAGGAACUACUAAUCUCGUAAGUUUGCUGAAAAAAUAAUUGACAACUAGCAAAUUUAUGGAGUAAUUGUCGCCGCUUGGAUUUUUUGUACUGAGAAGUUGCUAACACAGUCGAUCGUGGAUGUCAAAUCAAACUCAUUUGUUUGCUUGCAAUGCGGUCGUUCGUUUACUAGAAGUCAUGUUUUAAGUCAUACAUAUUCAUCAAAAGGAUUCAAAGCAAAAGGAACCUAGUAAUAAAAUAUGAUCAAACCAGCCUCAUCAACUACGUUCAAAAUCUGGUCAGACGCUUUUGGUACUCUCGAAUGUCGAUUGAACCUCAAGCUACUUCACAUGCCGGACUUGUAGAUCAUAUGAGGUAUCCUCAAAUUUCGCAAUUUCUUCAUGAAACUAUUCCAUCUUCCAUCCAACAGUCAACACGAAGCCGCGAAUUGACAAACAUUGACCUGUUCAAUUCUGCUCAAGAUCCGAGCACGAUUCCUAAUUUUGGGGAGGACCUUGGCUUCCAACCCGUACUAUUUACGAGUUCAUCGUUAAAGGGAGGUCCAAACGGCUCUAAUGAUUCAACGUCUUUCCAUGGCUUCUUAUCGUCAAACAUGACAUCUCCUCAGCAGAAUACUAAUGAUUUUGUAUGUUGGAUUUUCAAGCUAAUACCCGAAUCUUCAAAUUCAACUAAUUCAGUAAUUCCCAAAAAUCUUAGUUGUAUUCAUAUUGAUUUUGCCAACACCGACUCUCUCAGUUCACACUUCAUAGUGGAUAAGAAACUUCAGUCCAAGAAUUUGAUUCGUUAUCAACAUACCUGUUACUAAUUCUGGAAAUACAAGAUAGUUAUUUGGUUACAGAUAUGCUUUGCAAUAUUUAACACUUGAUUUUGUGAAUACUUGCAUCCCCACUACUGGAAGGAUUUUCAUCCACUAUGACCUUUUCUUCAUCAAGGUACAAUGAUACAUGAUGAAGCACCUUUGGAAAUUUUAUUAACAAUGCUCACUAUGGGAAUAAAUUUUGUUGAUGAUUCACUAGCCUUUGAUAUUUCAACAUUAAUAUUCUCAAUUUAUACCCACCCUGACUUCAACCCUCGUGUCUCUCUUUCGGUGUAUCAGGCCCUCUUAUUUAUCGAAAUUUUUAAAAAAUAACCAGUACGGUUAAGCAACACAAUUUUUCAAGAAUAUUUCACAGCGUGAUAAUAGAGGCGUGUUAUUUAUUGUUUUACUAUUCCUUACAUAACUGCUAACUACUUAGUCAUUAAAAAAUGGGUUUCCAUUGAAAGAGUCUAUGACAGAAGUAAACAAUAAUGAUAUGUUCACAAAUGAUAGCGCUCAAAAAAGAUGGCUCCAUCGGGUUCAUGGAGAAGCUACGGAGAGGUACUUUCUAUCCUAUAUCGUUUCAUUAUAAUCAACCGUGCAUGAAUUGCCUUUUUUUUGUUUGUUCUAGAUUCCCAGCACAUGGUUUUAUUUGGAUAUCAUCCGUUUAUAGAUAUCACAGAUCUCGGGCUACCUUUAUUAUGUGACGGAAACCUUAGGAAAGUCGAUAAUUUGAAUGGGCAUCUUUAGUCAAUAAAAGGGAGUCACCCAGUUUUUUUCUUAUACUGAGAAUGUUUCUAAGAAAUGAAAACUGUUUACCAAAUUAAAUCCGUGCAAUAUGAUGAUCGUAUUGCAUGGAUUAAUUACCAUAGGGUGGAUACUGAGUAGGGAAAAUUUGGCUAUGAUUUCUUUUUUCUGUAAAUUUGCAGAAUAAAUACUGACUGCCGAUAUAUAGGCAUGGUAGAAAGUAUUAUGCAACUUAACAGAAUCAACCUCAAGAAUUGCAGGGAUAUGCUUAAAUCUUCUUAUAGAUACUGGCUCCGUAUUUACCGAGUUUUUUUUCAAAAAAAUGGUACUUUACCCCAUAAUCACCCUUAUGUGAGAGGUAGUUUGGCUACCUACGAAAUGGCUUACAUAUCACUGCAUACAAAUGUUACUGCUAUACAAAAUUAUGCUAAAGAAAAAGUAUAUUUUUCUGCAAAUAUACACGAUAGUACUCUACGCUAUAUAUCAGCUUUGUCAUUAUCCGACAACUCUAAAAUAUCUGUAAGAUAUUCUAUUAUCGCUCUAAUAGAUGCCGUUUAAGGCUGUGAUAUGAACUACGACGACGUUUGAAAAGAUACUGGACUCCACAGGCCAUGGUGUUUGUAUGUAGCCACUUUAAUCCUCUGGGCCUAUGGAUACCUUCUGGUUGGACGGUUUGAAAUGCUUGAAAAUGAAAAUAAUAAGUAUAAGUCUUAACUUGAUGCUUAUUCAAUUUAAAUUGAACCUUAGCGGAAUGGGUAAAGACUACGUUGAUGUCCGAUGUAAGACUUUGCCUCUGUUGAAGUGUGUCGUUCAAGUUUUGGGUCUCACUAAAUGGGGAUUAUUGGCUGAGGGCGUUCAUGUUUUAUCCGCACUAACUCAACAUUGACCUGUGAUUCGGAAUUUGGUGUAAUAAAUACCAAAUAAUUUUAAAUGUAAGCAUUCUGCCGUUAGGCAGCUAAAUAUAUGUAUCAUAAUUUUUAUGGUUUUGAACAAUAUGUUUAAGAAAAUAGGUGUUCAUUUAGUAACGCAUGAAAUGAAAUGAAGUCUUCA